Messenger RNA from Ornithorhynchus anatinus (platypus), 1267 nucleotides. It is a transcript of the gene MXD3, whose product is annotated as MAX dimerization protein 3. Gene Ontology annotation, molecular function: DNA-binding transcription factor activity, RNA polymerase II-specific; protein dimerization activity; RNA polymerase II cis-regulatory region sequence-specific DNA binding. The coding region runs from base 93 to 701 and encodes 202 amino acids. The transcript has 6 exons. Lineage: Eukaryota; Metazoa; Chordata; Mammalia; Monotremata; Ornithorhynchidae. Gene Ontology annotation, biological process: regulation of transcription by RNA polymerase II. The record is from RefSeq and is a predicted model, not a curated record.
CGAGCUGGCCCCGGCCUCCACCGGCCUCCAGCCUCCUCCGGCCUCGUCCGGCCUCCAGCCUCCAGCGGGCCGAAGCGUUGGGGGCGGCAGGGAUGGAGAUGGAGCGGGGCUCCAGCAACAUCCAGGUCCUCCUGCAGGCCGCCGAGUACCUGGACCGGCGGGAGCGAGAGGCCGAACACGGCUACGCCUCCCCGUGCCCGCACCCCGGCCAAGCCCCGGCCCCGCACACCCGCAGACCCAAGGCGCACAGGGCCCUGGACAGCCUCAGGUCUGUGCACAACGAGCUGGAGAAGCACAGGAGAGCCCAGCUGCGGCAGUGCCUGGAGCAGCUGAAGCAGCAGGUCCCCGUGAGCUCGGACUGCGCCCGCUCCACCACGCUCAGCCUCCUGCACCGUGCCCGGCUCCACAUCAAGAAGCUGGAGGAGCAGGAGCAGGGAGCCUGCCGGCUGAAGGCCCAGCUCCGCUCGGAGCGGCGGAGCCUGCAGCAGCGACUCCAGCAGCUCCGCGGCCCGGCCGAGCGGCUGCGGGUGGACAGCCUCGACUCCUCCGGCCUCUCCUCCGAGCGCUCCGACUCCGACCAAGAGGACCUGGAGGUGGACGUGGAGGGCGUGGUGUUCGGCGCAGACGAGGACCUGCUGAGUAGCGGCUUCAGCACCGGGAGGGAGCACAGCUAUUCCAACCGGGGCGCCUCCUGGUUAUGACCGGCGGGGAGACACAAACGCGUGUGCGUGUGUGUGUUGGGGAGAGGAGGGGCGGGUCACCUCAGUUCUGUCCCCUCCCCCGCCCCCCCGGGCUUUGGGCUGUAGAGCAAGACGGCCCCCGCUCCCUCACCCGGGACAGCCCGCCAUCCUCUCCGCCCAGCCGAGGGCCAGACUGAGUGGGAAAUGGUGGGGCGAGGACUGAUGGCCCUUCUCCCGGGAGCCUCGCCUCCCCCCUUCCCCUGCCUGGGGCGACCAGCCUCCUCGAGCCGAGCCUCGGGCAAGCAAGGGCGCUUCCGGGCCCGGAGCAUCGAGCGCAGCUCGUCUGCCCGUGGCCCACCCGCCGGACUGUGCCCCUCUGGGGCAGGGAAGCACUUGGGAGGCCAGGCCGGUCCUGGGCUGGUCUCCCCACCCCCUCCCUCCUCCUCAUCCCACAAGCACUUGAGAAGGGAGCGGGGGCGGCGACUGGGCCAGCCCAAGCCCCCGCCCCGCCGGGGGAAGGAAACCCUGGCUCCUGCCCCUGCCCCUCUCCAGCAGUAUUUUUCAGUAAAGUCUUUUUCUUAACCGUG